This is a messenger RNA of Parascedosporium putredinis, 1500 nucleotides long. Lineage: Eukaryota; Fungi; Ascomycota; Sordariomycetes; Microascales; Microascaceae. The record is from the annotation of a GenBank genome assembly.
AUGGCGAGCUUUGCUUCAUCUGGAAUCAGGCAGGCAGGACGCCGUCUCUGUGCCCAGAAUACUUUAUCGUCGAGACUUUUACAGCGCCAUUCCCGCAUUGCCACACCAGCUCUGCAAACUGUCGCUCGCCGAGGUUACGUGUCCGAGUCGAAGAAGGAUGAAGCUCAAAUCUUGGGCGACGUCGCCAUCAAGGUAAAGAACCCGGCUUUUCCUUCAUCAUCGCACGCCGCUGGCCAAGCUCAAAAUGCUUCCGUCGAUGCAAUUUCCAGUGUUGUGAAGGAUGCUUCGAUAUUAGAACAAGGGGGUCGCCCGAUCUAUCUUGACAUGCAGGCGACCACCCCCGUUGAUCCCCGAGUCUUGGAUGCCAUGCUUCCUUUCUAUACGGGUGAAUACGGCAACCCCCAUUCUCGGACGCACGCGUACGGUUGGGACAGCGAAAAAGCUGUUGAGGUGGCCCGCUCCCACAUCGCAAAGUUGAUCGGGGCCGACCCCAAGGAAAUUAUCUUUACCAGCGGUGCUACUGAGAGCAACAACAUGAGCAUCAAAGGCGUCGCCAGGUUUUUCAAGCGAUCUGGAAAGAAGAACCACAUCAUCACCAGUCAGACGGAGCACAAGUGCGUGCUUGACAGCUGUCGCUACCUCCAGGAUGAGGGCUUCGAAGUGACCUACCUCCCCGUGCAGCCGUCGGGUCUCAUCAAGCUCGAAGACUUGGAAGCUGCUAUCCGACCCGAAACUUGCCUCGUCAGUAUCAUGGCAGUGAACAACGAGAUUGGAGUCAUUCAGCCCAUGGCAGAGAUUGGAAAGUUGUGCCGAAAGCACAAGGUCUUCUUCCACACUGAUGGCGCUCAAGCCGUUGGCAAGAUCCCUCUCGACGUCAACGCUAUGAACAUUGACUUGAUGUCCAUCUCGUCGCACAAGAUCUACGGCCCAAUGGGCAUCGGUGCUUGCUACGUCCGUAGACGGCCUCGCGUUAGAUUGGAGCCUAUCAUCUCUGGUGGUGGCCAAGAGCGAGGUUUGAGGAGCGGUACCCUUGCGCCGCCCCUUGUUGUUGGAUUCGGGAAGCCUGCCGGAUCGCGAUAUGACUCCAAGCGGGUCAAGUAUCUCUCCGAUCGACUCCUUAACGGCCUCCUAGCGAUGGAGCAUACGCAACAGAACGGCCACCCCGAUCACUUCUAUCCCGGUUGUGUGAACGUUUCGUUUGCCUACAUCGAGGGUGAAUCCCUCCUAAUGGCUCUCAAGGACAUUGCCCUCUCGUCUGGCAGCGCCUGCACGUCAGCAUCUCUCGAGCCCAGCUACGUGCUCCGAGCGUUGGGUAACAGCGAUGAGAGUGCGCACAGCAGCAUUCGCUUCGGUAUCGGCCGAUUUACCACAGAGGAGGAGAUUGAUUAUGUCCUUGACGCUGUGAGGAACCGCGUACAACAUCUCCGCGAUAUCAGCCCUCUUUGGGAGCUUGUCCAGGAGGGUAUCGAUCUCAACACCAUUCAAUGGAGCCAGCACUAG